UUUACUCCGGGGGGCCGAUGAAAUUGGCCUGCGGAAGCCUGUGAAAGCCGAAUUUGGGGGAGGCAUGCGCAGCUUCUCCUGUGAGGAAGAUUACAUCUAUGAGAACAUUGAGAAUGAGCUGUAUUUUUUCACUUCUCAGGAACGCCAGAACAUUAUCAGGUAUUGGCUGGAGAAUCUGCGAGCCAAGCAAGGGGAGAUGCUGCACAACGUCCAUUUCUUGGAAGGGCAGCCGAUCAUCCCUGAACUGGCUGCUCGCGGGAUCCUCCAGCAAGUCUUUCCCAUCCAUGAGCAACGGAUCCUUAACCGGCUGAUGAAGUCGUGGGUACAAGCCAUUUGUGAACCACAGCCUUUGGAUGAAAUCUGUGACUAUUUUGGUGUAAAGAUUGCCAUGUAUUUUGCCUGGCUGGGCUUCUACACGUCAGCCAUGGUGUACCCGGCUGUAUUCGGUUCGCUCCUCUACACCUUCACUGAAAAUGAUCAG
Molecule: messenger RNA, 481 nt
Organism: Sceloporus undulatus (fence lizard)
Lineage: Eukaryota; Metazoa; Chordata; Lepidosauria; Squamata; Phrynosomatidae
Product: anoctamin-8-like
Exons: 4
Biological process (GO): chloride transmembrane transport
Cellular component (GO): plasma membrane
Molecular function (GO): chloride channel activity
Source: RefSeq, a predicted model, not a curated record